Messenger RNA from Cornus florida, 4052 nucleotides. Its product is annotated as protein HAPLESS 2. Bases 601 to 2817 code for a protein of 738 amino acids. The record is from RefSeq and is a predicted model, not a curated record. Lineage: Eukaryota; Viridiplantae; Streptophyta; Magnoliopsida; Cornales; Cornaceae. The transcript has 21 exons.
AAACAAUAAUUUUAUAUACUCCGAUGUACAUGAUUCCUGACUUCUACAAUAUUGAUGAAAGAUAGUAGAGAGAGAAAGAAGAAGGGUUGAAGAGAGAGGAGGAGAAAUUCGCCAGGGAUAAUGGAGAAGACCCGGUAAGCAAUUCAUCAUGAAUCGGAAGGAGCCAGCUGAAUCGGGGAGUUGGGAUGCGGUGGUGCACCCUGGCGACGGAGAGUCCAUGUAGACUGUAGAGAGAGAAGUUGUGAAAGAUUUUUAAAAACAAAAGUACAAUUACAAUUUUUAUUAUUAAAUGCAUUUUUUGUUUUAGCUUUCAAAUUUUUAAACAUAUUAGACAUAUGCUAUUACUAAAUGGCAUUUUACUUUCUCAUUUCUUUCUCUCUUCUUCGGAAAGAGGUAGAGGGGUGUAAAUGUAUUUCUUGUUUGUCAAAACUUCUUGGAGUAAUGCAUUAAUUUUGAGAAGGCCAUAUUUGGAAAAUAUGAACCGUUAGGGGCAGUUACUCCCCGCCAAAACCGCCCCUUGCGUAUACAUACUUCCCAUAUACAACAUUACUCGACACUUCCACCACCAUUAACUAUCGCGCACGCCAAACAGUUCCCAAAAUGAGAACUUUCACUUUAUCAAUCAUCUUCUCUUACUUUCUCUUUCAUCUCACUCCUUACUAUUUCGUAUUGGGCAUCCAAAUCCUCUCCAAGUCAAAGCUUGAAAAGUGCGAAAAGGUUUCCGAAUCCAGUACCCUCAAUUGCACAACCAAGAUCCUCGUUGACAUAGCCGUCCCAAGUGAAUCAAGUGGGAGAGAGGCUUCGAUAGUGGCGGAAAUAGUGGAGGUGGAAGAGAAUUCAACUACCAAUAUGCGAACCCUAAGAAUUCCGCCGGUGAUAACCAUUAACAAAUCCGCUGUCUAUGCACUUUAUGAGUUGACAUAUAUACGAGAUGUUUCUUAUAAACCCGAGGAGUAUUAUGUUAAGACACGCAAAUGUGAGCCAGAUGCUGGUGCAGAUGUUGUGCACAUAUGCGAGAGGUUGCGAGAUGAAAAUGGUCACAUUAUGGAGCACACAGAGCCAACCUGUUGUCCUUGCGGGAACAGGCGCAGGAUGCCUUCGUCAUGUGGAAACUUCUUUGACAAGGUGACGAAAGGGAAGGCCAACACCGCACACUGUCUUCGAUUUCCAGGUGACUGGUUUCAUGUUUUCGGUAUUGGAAAGCGCUCAAUUGGAUUUAGUGUUCGAAUUGAGGUGAAGACGGGGCCUAAAGUAUCAGAAGUGGUUGUGGGUCCUGAAAAUAGGACAGUGACAUCGAAUGAUAAUUUUCUACGAGUGAAUCUUAUUGGAGAUUAUGUUGGAUACACAAAUAUUCCAUCAUUUGAGAAUUACUAUCUUGUUAUUCCGAGGCAGGAUGGACCAGGUCAACCACAAACUUUGGGGAGCAAUUUUUCUAUGUGGAUGCUGCUUGAGAGAGUCAGGUUUACCUUAGACGGUCUUGAAUGUAACAAAAUUGGUGUUGGCUAUGAGGCUUUCAAUGAUCAACCAGAUUUCUGCUCUUCUCCAGUUUUGAGUUGCUUGCAUAAUCAAUUGUGGAAUUUCUGGGAUGCUGACCAGAACCGAAUUAAGAGGAAUCAGGUGCCACUUUAUGGUGUGCAAGGAAGGUUUGAAAGGAUAAAUCAGCAUCCAAAUGGAGGGAGUCGUUCGUUCUCGAUAGGAAUCACUGAAGUUCUUAAUACAAACCUCUUGAUAGAACUAAGGGCUGAUGACAUAGAAUAUGUCUACCAAAGGAGCCCUGGAAAAAUUUUAAGCAUUACUGUACCAACUUUUGAAGCCCUUACUCAAUUUGGAACUGCUACUAUCACAACCAAAAAUGUUGGUGAAGUAGAAGCAUCAUAUAGCCUUACGUUUGACUGCUCAACAGGUGUCAGCCAAAUGGAGGAGCAAUUUUAUAUAAUGAAGCCAAAAGAAGUUACAACUCGAUCAUUCAAACUGUACCCAACAACUGAUCAAGCUGCAAAAUAUGUGUGUGCAGCCAUACUAAAGGACUCUGACUUUCACGAAGUUGAUAGAGCUGAAUGCCAAUUCACUACUACAGCCACUGUUCUUGACAAUGGAUCACAGAUUCCUUUCCAACCACCAAAGACCAGUAUAAAUGGUUUCUUUGAAUCUAUUGAGAUCUUGUGGAACAAAUUCUGGGACGGUUUGGCAGACUUCAUCACUGGUAAAACUUGCAGAAGGAAAUGCUCAGGUUUUUUUGACUUCAGCUGCCAUAUACAGUAUAUAUGUAUGAGUUGGAUAAUUAUGUUUGGUCUACUUUUGGCAAUUUUCCCAACAGUGAUUGUGCUACUUUGGCUUCUACAUCAGAAGGGACUCUUUGAUCCUCUUUAUGACUGGUGGGAAGAUCAUUUUUGGGCUGAUGAACAGAGAAUUAGAGAUAUGCGGAAUUAUGGAAUUGAUGCUGACCUCUCUCAUAUCCAUCUCAAGAAACAUCGUAUGCAAGAAGGAAGGCAUCAUAAGCAUGGUGCUCAAAGAAUGAGAAGAAGUAUACAUAACGAGCACAGACAUAAACAUUCAGAAUGGGACACAGAUUAUCAUUAUUAUCUUCACCAUGUUCAUAAGGACAGGCACAGACAUGGCCGAACCAAGAGUUCAAGUGUCAUGCAGCAAGUUUACUUGCAGAAAGGGGAGAAUGACAAUGGUCACCGUAGAUACAAAAAGGAAAGAGAAUCCAAAAUUGCCAGACAUGGUCAUAAAAACCAAGACGAAUAUUACAAGUACAAGCAUGGACUGUUGGAGGAUAAAGAUUCUAAGUUGCAUCCCAAGCAGAGAGAAUAGUGGGAUUGGAUCAACAUUGAUUCUUGUUAUAAUACAAAUUUUAGAAUUUUAAAGCAAAAAUCUUAAUUUUUUUCUCCUUUUUUUUUUUUCUUUUUCCUUUUUAUCUAUUAUUUGUUUUGGAGGGGGGAUGGGAGUGUUGAGCACAGGGAAGCGCACAACUUUCCACAAAUGUAAUUUUGUGAUUUGUUACACUAAGAACUAGUAUGCAUGCACAAAAGGGUGAUAAUGAGAAUGUUCACACUAAUUGUUACAGGCAAAUUUUUAUACUGAUAUGUGUGCUACAUGUUGAUCCUUGUACAUGCCUUUUUUAUCUUCUAUAUCUUUCAUAUAUGUGUUGAGACAAAAUAAACAGAAAUGCACAAAACUUCGUAUGUGAUCCUGACCAAAAGUAUCCUUAACUUUUUCUUGGCUUGACAGGGGUCCAUUCUGGUUGCUUUUCCCCUUCUUUUGCCAGGCAAACGUGUUGUUGGCUGUCAUCUUUUUGCAGGAUUGAUAACAAACCAUUUUUAAUAAAAUGAAGUCGGAACCUCUUGGUGCUGUGCAUUAGCCAUACAAGUGACUUGCCUGUGCAUAAUCCGAAUUUGAUAAAAUAGAGUUGGACGUUGCUUCCUGUUGCUUAUUUUUUUUCUCAGAGAUUUGAAUGUGAAAGCCAUUUGGAAAUUGUAAACCAGGAGUCCGGACAAUGUCUCCUCCUCUGAUUGCUUGCCACCUGACAAUUUCAGAUGUAAAUUAGGGUUUAAGUGUACAGCUGGAGGACAGACCAUGACCGCCCAACCAGCUGGAAUGGUAUAGCCUGCACCAAUCCGAAUUUUAUAUUAAGAAGUCUCGUGUGCAGAUUAAACAUUUGGAGUCAGAGAGCAUUUUUGGAAUCUAAAGCUUCUAAGGUUGCAAGCGAGGACGAGAAGGUUAAGGACGAAGUUGUUCUUCAUGUCAGUGCCGCGUGCAUGGGGAAUUUACCUCUAAUAAUAGUCACAGCAAUUGUCAGCUGUUUACUAAUUAAUUUUGGGUAUUCCUAGAAGAGCAGUGUCAAAACAAGUCACUUGUGCAUGAAUAUGUAAUGCUUAUAGAUGUAUCAUGUGCCUGCUAUUUUCAGACCUUUUUUUUUUUUUUUUUUAAAAAAAAAAAAUUUGGUCAAAUGGCUAUACUAUUAAUUUACCUCUAAUACUAGAUACUGCAAUUGUCAGCUCUUUACUUAAUUAAUUUUCGGUAUUAAAUAUGAUGUUACCCAUAUUCUA